AUGACCAAGUUCUGGCAGCAUAUUGCCUGUGUGCAGUCGCUUGGUCAUACUUCAUUCCGUCAACCAGACUAUCGUUGCGAGAUUUGUUCGUCUUCCCGGUCUCUAAGACAGGUUUCUCGAACUGGAACCUUAGAUAUUACCGGCGAAAUUACUGCAACUGCUUCAGACGAAUUGGCUGGUGCAAGCGGGGAUUUAGAGACUCGUGAGGACGAACAAUCUCGCGAUUCAGAUGUGGCUAUCUCUAAGUCAGAACUGGCACUUUCUACUGUACUUGACCAUACUACGUGUCCGUCUGAAGAAGCUUCCGCUCCUGAAAUUCCUGCCUCCAUUUUGCACUCCAUCCCCACCGCAACGAACGCCAUUGAUAACUUUGCGCCCUCUCGUCAAGACUCCUCUGAUCCCAGUGAUCAAAUUGUCCCUGCAUCUGCGAGGGCCUUUUUGCCGACAGGCACAGGAUUGGCCUCUCAUUCGGCUACAGCUCCAGGCGAUAUAAUUCACAGUAGUCUUUUGAAUGGGACUACUGGGUAUCCUGUCACUGGAACUGGCAGAGAUAUUGAAGAAGCAGGGGGAUGGAUGCCGAUCGACUGGCGUAGUCUGGUUAGCAUGUUUUGCUAUUUAAUGCAAUUUGGUUCUCCAUUAUUUCAUUUACUUGAGAUUCAUUCAGUGCGAAGUUUGCGUUUUCCAUUUUGA
This is a messenger RNA of Protopolystoma xenopodis, 690 nucleotides long. The record is from the annotation of a GenBank genome assembly. Lineage: Eukaryota; Metazoa; Platyhelminthes; Monogenea; Polystomatidea; Polystomatidae.